AUGGCUGGUAAAGGUAUAGGGGUUAAAGGCACCAAUGAUCUCAUGGAGCACGAGCCUCCAAAGUUUGAAGGAGGAUUUAAUCCAGAGGGAGCCCAGAGGUGGGUGGCUAGCAUGGAGAAGAUCUUUCACGCAAUAGGAUGCCAAGAGGAGCACAAGGUGAACUACGCCACCUACAUGCUGUGUGGGGAGGAUGAAGACUGGUGGAGGUUUGCCAGUCAGACGUUGCCACAGGAAGGUGGCUACAUCCAAUGGGAGACCUUUAAUGUGAUCUUCCUAGGGAAUUACUUUCCCCAGGAUCUAAAGAAGCAAAAGGCCAGAGAGUUCCUUAAGCUGAAGCAAGGAAGCAUGACAGUGGGGGAGUAUGCAACAAAGUUCCAAGAGCUGAUGAAGUACUGGCCUCACUAUCAGCAUAAGGACGGAGAGGAGGACUUGUGUGCUCAAUUUGAACAUAGGCUGAGGCCAGACAUCCGAGCUGUAGUCAUAUGUUUCAACUGA
Molecule: messenger RNA, 495 nt
Organism: Abrus precatorius (Indian licorice)
Lineage: Eukaryota; Viridiplantae; Streptophyta; Magnoliopsida; Fabales; Fabaceae
Exons: 2
Coding region: 1-495 (164 amino acids)
Source: RefSeq, a predicted model, not a curated record